UGUAUGCAUUGCGGUCACUUCGUCAUGUUGCAUUUGUGACAAUUAAUUAUUCAAGGCAAGAGCGUUUGAGGCCAAGCGCCCGCUCCCGAAGAUAUUAUAUCGCGUCCCGCGCGCUUACAGACAAUAAACUGUAGACAACUGGUGAUUAAUAACACCAUAACUCUACAGCCAGUGGGUUCAGGCAAAAUGGAUACCAGAGCCUGCUUUACCCUAUUCCCAGCUCUGCCGACCGAACUGCGAUGGAAGAUAUGGGAACAUGCAUUAGCGAGCCAUUAUAUCGUCGAUUUCAUACCUAAGCCAAGUGCUCGGGAGGUUUUCAUGGAGGGAAUGGAGCCAUCCUCUAUGGGGCCCAUCCUGUCUAUGGAUAAUUCGCGCAUUUCUCAGGCAUCUAAAGAAUCCUGGCUCGUAAUACAGGAGCCAUAUCGCAAACUUGAAGUCACAGCCUGUACUAUGCAUGCUCCGUACCGUUAUACGGACUUCAUCGAUUUUUCGAGAUCGACCUUCUACCUGAACCACGGGAAGUCUACCCUCAACUGUGUCUCUGCCUUAACGCCUGCUCCUAUCUCUACCCACGUUAAAAGCUUGACCGUUGCCUGGUGCACAUAUAGGGAUAUUAUUGAGGUCUUGAAGCGCAUUACAAUGUUUCAAGCUCUUCAACAGCUUGUUAUUUUAAUCCCUGAAAAGCUUGAGGUGGGAGUUCCUCCUGACUUCCGUGCUACGAUGACAGUACUUGAUCUUUAUCUUGGGGGCAAGAAGAGUUGCCAGAUAAAGAAUCCUCUUGGGGCUGGAGGCCAGAUAAGAUUACUACUGCACGAAUUUAUGGAAGGCCAGUGUCCGCAACUUGGCCCAAAAUGGCCCACGAUCGAAGUCGUGCAUGUUCCAGAUCCGCUGUGACCUGGGAUUUCUAUGCCAUUUAUACAUUGAUCACACCAGGGAUCAGAAUUCGAGGUAACGGAUGCGGUGCGAUAGUUUCCAGAGAUGGGCUGAGUUACCCAGAGAAAGACGUAGGGUGCUAGAGGGCGACGGACAGAAGCCAACAGCACAGAGCACGGAGAUAAUCAGCACCUCUCAAACGACCAGGAGCAGUGGAGGCGAGCGGUCGAAGAAUCAAACAAAUCCAUGGAAUUCAUUCUAUUGCCCCCCUUCUCCUACUGAACCAUGUAAUAUGUUAUCUAGUAUCUACAACUCAUGUCUUCCUCGUUGGCUUCAUACGUUCGCGGACGUAGGGAGCAUAACGCAAACAAGACCAUGCUUCAGAUCUUUGAAUUAAUCGCUCAUUCCAGAAUCCAUAGUUGGAAAAUCCAAACGGCCUGCUCGCUGAUAUCUCCAAG
Pseudogymnoascus verrucosus is the source of this 1331-nucleotide messenger RNA. RefSeq lists its product as uncharacterized. NCBI's taxonomy places the organism in Eukaryota, Fungi, Ascomycota, Leotiomycetes, Thelebolales, Thelebolaceae. The transcript has a single exon. The coding region runs from base 187 to 894 and encodes 235 amino acids. The record is from RefSeq and is a predicted model, not a curated record.